AUGUCUCAAGGCAAGAAGCACCUGAAAGGUGCUGUUGUUGAAAUAACUUGCAAGGAUGGUGACAAGAAAAUUGUGAGUUAUGGUACCACUAAGAUCAAUGGCACAUUUAGCAUCACAGUUGAAGGAUUUGAAUAUCUCAAAUAUGGAGCAAAGGCUUGCAAAGCUAAACUCCAAAAUGCUCUAAAGGAUUCGAAGUGUAGAAUUCCUACAAAGCUUCGCUGGGGAAUAAAGGAUGCUCACCUUACAGUAAAGUCAAAGAAUAAAUAUGAAGUUGUACUCUAUGCAAAGCCAUUUGCUUAUGGCUCUAAGACACCUUAUGCAGAAUGCAAAAAGGCCAAGCCUACACCUGCUCCAUACUACUAUAAUUCUCCUCCACCUCCAUCACCGACUUAUGUUUAUAAGUCACCACCUGCUCCAUCACCAAAGUAUGUGUAUAAAUCACCACCUCCCCCAACCCCCACAUAUGUUUAUAAGUCUCCACUACCACCUGCUUACUAUUACAAAUCUCCGCCGCCACCAACUAAGUCUCCACCACCUCAUUAUUAUUACAAGUCUCCACCUUCACCAUCACCAAAACCUACACCAGCAUACUAUUACAAAUCUCCGCCUCCACCAACAAAGUCUCCACCACCUCCUUAUUACUACAAGUCUCCACCUCCACCAUCACCAAAACCUGCACCAAUAUAUUAUUAUAAAUCACCUCCUCCUCCAUCACCAUCUCCCCCUCCACCAUACUACUACAAGUCUCCACCACCAUCAUCACCAUCACCUCUACCAACCUACUACUACAAGUUCCCUCCUCCACCAUCGCUAUCUCCACCCCGUCCAUAUUAUUACAAGUCACCACCACCAUCAUCGCCAUAUCCUCCACCACCUUACUACUAG
Messenger RNA from Solanum pennellii, 885 nucleotides. Its product is annotated as extensin-like. The record is from RefSeq and is a predicted model, not a curated record. The coding region runs from base 1 to 885 and encodes 294 amino acids. Lineage: Eukaryota; Viridiplantae; Streptophyta; Magnoliopsida; Solanales; Solanaceae. The transcript is spliced from 2 exons. Gene Ontology annotation, biological process: plant-type cell wall organization. Gene Ontology annotation, molecular function: structural constituent of cell wall.